AUGCCAGAGGUCACCAAAGCCUUCAUUGCGAAGCUGGCGGAUGGUCAGGUCAUGCCCUCCGUUCGACUCGUGCACGUACAUCUUGGCGAUGCUCCGACCGGACUCAAGUUCGACGUCUUCUUCGACAACCUCCCCAACUUGCACACUUUCCGCCACUACCGCACUUUCGGAUCGUACCGCUUCACACCGUUCGACUUCUCGUUACUCUCGAAAGCCCCUAAGCUCCGUCGCCUCACGCUGCAAAGCGUUGCCCUUCGACUCAGCGGCCCUCUCUCGCCUCUUCCCAUCACAGAACUCGAGCUGCUUGACUCGAGAUCGUCAGGCGCAGUUCUCGGCGACUGUCUCAACGCCGCUCGCAACCUCGAAGCCCUCUUCCUGACGCCCUUCAUCGACGACGAAAUGCCGGCCCGCCCGAUCCUCGCGAGUUUCAAAGCUUCCCCUCGUUGCCUAACGAUGCUACAGGUGCGCGGACGCGGCGAGCUCCCGGGAGGCGACGAGAUCCUGCUGGGUCGUGUCCUUGCGACAUGCCCGCCCGGCGUCGCCCCGGUCUAUGUCUACACUCUUCGCGACCUCGUUCCGUUCGGGCCGCUUGCCGAAUCGCUUGCAGGCUUGGUCAUCGAGUACGAGACGGACCGCAUCAUUUUCAAGGGUAUCAUCUUCCCGCCGCCCCCGCCCGAGGAGCUCGACAUCGUCCACUUUAUUGGGACGAACCCGCCGAACCUUCGAGUCGUCGCUUUGCCGGCAAAGUACUGCAGUCCGACGCCCGACGACGACCAGUCCGACGCAAACAAGCAGACGACCGAGAAAAUCCUCGCCGCCUGCGAAGAAGCCGGUAUCGCGGUCGUCUACUACGAGGAGCGCGGACCGCUCAAGGUUGACAUGUGCGACGAGAUGAGAAGGUGGUUCGAGGAGCACGAGGAGGAGGAGGAGGAGGAGGAGGAGGCGGAGGAGGACGAGGGAGGCAAGGAGGCGGAAGCGUCUGCCUAG
This is a messenger RNA of Rhodotorula toruloides NP11, 987 nucleotides long. RefSeq lists its product as uncharacterized. The transcript is spliced from 2 exons. The record is from RefSeq and is a predicted model, not a curated record. NCBI's taxonomy places the organism in Eukaryota, Fungi, Basidiomycota, Microbotryomycetes, Sporidiobolales, Sporidiobolaceae. The coding region runs from base 1 to 987 and encodes 328 amino acids.